CCCCCAAAGGAUUGUGGGUAGUCUGGCUGUCAGUGUCUGUCCUUGUGCUCUACCUUCAGCAGCGUUACUCAGCGGAGCAGCAUUAGUCAAAAUGUAUAGACAACUUAUGAGUCUUCAGCAGCUUUCCAGGCGGACCAUCGCCAGCAGUGCCCGCCGACAGCUUGAUAACACUGUGAAGCAAAAGCAAAAACUGUUUCAGGAGGAUAACGGUAUGCCCAUCCAUCUGAAGGGCGGCUCAAAGGACGCUCUGCUCUACAGAACCACAAUGGCUCUCACUGUGUUUGGGGCUGGCUAUGUUGUGUACGAGCUCAUAAGUGCUGCAAUGCCCAAGAAGCCACAAUGAAAAAGGAUUGUCCUCGUGGAUUUUAUUGUCUGAUGCAGAUGCAGAUUCUGUAUGUAAUUCAUCAACUCUCUGUUGUGCAGAUUUCAGUAUCAGUACUGAAUAUCAGUAUGUUUCAUGUUCGAAAUCAGUAUUUAUUAAUUGUACAAAUCAUGAACUGCAAAUACUAAUAAAUAUAUAUAGAUAUAUAAA
Messenger RNA from Amphiprion ocellaris (clown anemonefish), 532 nucleotides. RefSeq names its product cytochrome c oxidase subunit 7A2, mitochondrial. Gene Ontology annotation, biological process: mitochondrial electron transport, cytochrome c to oxygen; mitochondrial respirasome assembly; regulation of oxidative phosphorylation. The coding region runs from base 92 to 343 and encodes 83 amino acids. The transcript has 4 exons. The record is from RefSeq and is a predicted model, not a curated record. Lineage: Eukaryota; Metazoa; Chordata; Actinopteri; Pomacentridae.